Apis florea (little honeybee) is the source of this 3784-nucleotide messenger RNA. Its product is annotated as thioester-containing protein 1. The record is from RefSeq and is a predicted model, not a curated record. Gene Ontology annotation, cellular component: extracellular region. NCBI's taxonomy places the organism in Eukaryota, Metazoa, Arthropoda, Insecta, Hymenoptera, Apidae. Gene Ontology annotation, molecular function: endopeptidase inhibitor activity.
AUGAUUUGGCAGUGGUUCCAUUUUUUUUUAUCCUGCAUAAUAUUAAAUGUUACUGCAGAAUCAUAUUACAGCAUAAUAGCUCCAAAGGUAAUACGAGCUGAUUCUGAAUAUCAUGUAGCUGUAAGUACCACUGGUAUAUCAACACCAUCAACAAUAUAUAUUGAACUGAAUGGAUUGCUUGAUAAUGGAGAAAUAUUCAAUGUAUCUCAAGUUAUACGUGUACAGCCAUACAUGACAAGAAUUUUACAAUUUGAGAUUGGUGAUAUUAUUCCUGGCAAAUAUCAAUUAAUUGCACGUGGUUUGUCAGGAAUAGAAUUUUCAAAUUCUAAAUCAAUAGAUUAUGUUCUCAAAAGUUAUUCAGUUUUUAUUCAAACUGACAGAGCAAUUUAUAAACCAGGAAAUAAAGUUAUGUUUCGAUGUAUUUUAUUGAAUUCUAGACUUAGACCUACACUUGAAAGAUUAGUAGAUAUUUAUAUUACAGAUGGAAAAGGAAAUAGAAUUAAACAAUGGAUUCGCCCACCUGUAACUCAUGGAAUUUUUAAUGGAGAAAUUGAACUAUCUGAAUUUCCAGUUUUAGGUACUUGGAAAAUUACAGCUAAUGUUGGAGAUCAAACAUUUGAAAAAGAUUUUGAAGUUGCUGAAUAUGUAUUACCUAAUUUUGAAGUAACAAUUGAUGCUUCUAAACAUUUUACAUUUAAAGAAUCAAAAAUCACUGCAACAAUUUAUGCCAAGUAUAUUUAUGGUAAACCAGUAAAAGGCGAAGCAACAAUUACAGCUUAUCCAGAUAUUUUUUCUGGUGUAAUACAACCAAUAUAUCAACAACCUGUACGAAAAGUAAUUCCUAUAAAUGGAAAAGUAAUUGUUGAUUUUGAUAUUCAUGAUGAAUUAAAAUUAACUGAUGAAUAUGAAAGACCAGUCAUGCUUGAUGUUACAGUAGAAGAAUCUUUAACUGGUAGAAGACAGAACAUUUCUACACAUAUAACAUUACAUAAAAAUAAAUAUACAAUGGAUUUAAUAAAAACAUCAGAGUAUUAUAAACCAGGAUUAAAAUAUACAGCAUUUAUAAAAAUAACAUAUCAUGAUGGAACACCAGUAAGAGAUAACAAAAAUCCUGUUACGAUAAAAUAUGGAUAUAGUUACAAUAUUGAUAAUCAAUCUAUAUAUACAAAUAUUACUGGUAUGCUGGAUGAAAAUGGAAUGGUAAAAUUAGAUUUUUAUCCACCAAAAACUAAUGAUAAUAUUUCUUAUCCUUUAAACAUUGAGGCUCAAUAUUUAAAUCUUUAUGAAUGGUUUCCAUCAACAAAUCAAGCUAUGUCUCAAAAUAAUGAAUAUAUACAAGCUAUUUUGAAAACUGAAAAACCUAUGGUUAAUCAAGAUAUAGAAAUUGAAGUCAAUUCUACAAUUCCAUUGAAAUAUAUUAAUUAUGAAAUAUUUGGACGCGGCGAUAUAUUGGAUGCAGGUUCUAUAUAUGUACAAAAUAAACAUACAACAAAUUUUAAAUUCUUAGCAACAUAUGUUAUGGCUCCUACUGCACAUGUAAUUGUAUAUUAUGUAGGAAAUGAUGGUGAAGUCAUUGCAGAUGCUUUAGAUGUAGAGCUAGAAGGAGUACUUCAAAAUUUUGUUGAUAUUAAAAUGGCACCUGAAGAAGUUGCACCAGGAGAAAAUGUUAAUUUAAUUAUUACAUCAAAACCAAAUUCAUAUAUUGGAUUAUUAGGUGUAGAUCAAAGAUCUCUUCUAUUAAAAUCUGGCAAUGAUAUUUCAUAUGAACAAGUAUAUAAAGAAUUAAAAUCAUAUGAUAAUGCACAUGAAUCACCUUAUGCAAAUUCCAUUUUUGAUCGAUAUUUAUGGAGUCCUGGUUCAGCUACAGCAAAAGAUGUUUUCAGAGAAAGUGGUGCUAUUAUCAUAACAAAUGGAUAUGUUCAUGAAAAUUUACCAAUUAAACAACCAGGAAUACUGGAAGGUAGAAUAACAGGCUCACCUCAUGGAGCAUCCACACUUCGACCAGACCUUGGUCCACCUGUUAUGCACAAACUAGCAACAAGACCACCAUUGGCAGGUCCUUAUGCCUUCUCUCGCAUCCCACCUCCUGUAUGGAAUAAGCCCCGUGUUUUCCUAAUGCAUGACAUCUUAAACACUUGGCUUUUUACAAACUUCUCUGCAGGGCAUGAGGGAAAAAAUGAGCUAAAAAGAAAUGUACCUGAUUCAAUUACAUCAUGGGUGCUUACUGCAUUUUCUGUAAAUGAUGUUCAUGGAUUAGGUCUUAUAAAAGAACCACAAAAGUUAAAAGUUUUUAGACCAUUUUUCAUUGCAAUGGAUCUUCCUUAUUCCGUGAUUCGAGGCGAAAUUGUUGCAAUUCAAAUAGUUGUAUUUAAUUAUAUGAAUAAAAAUGUUGUAGCUGAAGUUUUAUUAACAAAUGAAGGCCAGUUUGAUUUUGCAGAAAUAUCCAAUGAAAUUCAAGAUGUACCAAAAUUAGAAUUAUAUCGUAAAAAGAAAGUAGAAGUAAAAGCUAAUUCUGGAAGCAGCAUAUCCUUCAUGAUUAUUCCACGAGAAUUGGGAUAUAUUACAAUUAAAGCAACUGCAAAUAGUAUACUAGCUGGAGAUAGUGUUAAUCGUAAACUUCUUGUUAAGGCUGAAGGAGAAACGCAAUAUAUAAACAGAGCAACUUUCUUAGAUCUUAGAAAUACAAAAAGUACAUCAAUUAAUGUCACAAUUGAUAUACCCAAAAAUGCUGUUCCAGGUUCAGAACACAUUGAAAUAUCUGCAGUAGGUGAUAUUUUAGGUCCAAGCAUUUUGAAUUUAGCAAAUUUAAUCAAAAUGCCAUCUGGUUGUGGGGAACAAAAUAUGUUAAAUUUUGUUCCAAACAUAAUGAUAUUAAAUUAUCUCAAUAAUACAAAUCAAUUAACACAAGCAGUGCAAAACAAAGCUCUUAGAUAUAUGGAAAUAGGCUAUCAAAGAGAAUUAACUUAUAGACAUAAUGAUGGAUCAUUUAGUGCAUUUGGCAUGUCUGAUAGCAAUGGAAGUACAUGGCUUACAGCAUUUGUUGCAAAAGCUUUUAAACAAGCUGCUGCAUAUAUUCCAAUUGAAGAUAGAAUAAUAGAUGAAGCUUUGCAAUGGUUAUCAAAUAAUCAAGCUCCUAAUGGAAGUUUUCCUGAAGUAGGAAGAGUUAGUCAUCGAGACAUGCAAGGUGGAGCUGCAAAAGGUCUUACAUUGACAGCAUUUACUCUUAUUGCUUUUCUUGAAAAUACAAACACAAAUGGAAAAUAUAGAAACACAAUAAAUAAAGGAAUUGAUUAUAUCGUUCGUAAUAUAAAUGAUCUAGAAGAUGCUUAUGCUUUGAGUAUAUGCACAUAUGCCUUAAAUUUAGCAAAACAUCCAUAUGAAAAUACAGCAUUUAAUUUGCUAGAAUCUAAAGCUAUGACCAAAGAAGAUAUAAAAUGGUGGAAUAAACCGAUACCAGUAAACGAUAAAAAUCCGUGGUAUUAUUCUCUACCACGAUCUGUCGACGUUGAAAUGACAUCUUACUCUUUAUUAACUUAUUUAGAGCGUAAUUUAAUCACUGAUUCUAUACCUAUAAUGAAGUGGCUGGUAAAACAAAGAAAUGCAGAAGGAGGUUUUGCAUCUACACAAGAUACAGUAAUUGGUAUUCAAGCUUUGGCAAAGUUAGGUGAAAAAUUAAUAACAAAAAAUAAUAAUAUUUCUGUAACAUUUUCAUAUGAAGGAGGUGGACAAAGUCAAAUGAAUAUAAAUUCUGAUAAUUCUAUGAUACUUCAAAAACAAUGGUAAA